GCUCAUAUUUUAAUGUCAAUAUGGAAACCUGCCCAGAUUAUUAAUAUUGCCGGAAUAGCUAGCCUCUUUUUAAUGCAACGAAUCAGUAAUCAGGUGAUCGAGAAUUAUUUCCGCAAGCGUUGCCUAGCUACCAUGCAGCAUUCAGCAAACGAUAGCGUCUUUAGAGUUUGUAUUGAGUGCUUAUUGGCGUUGACUUAUAUCAACAAUCGUGGUCUUCCUGAUCUACACAUUUAACUGUUAGCCAGGAUAGUUGCAACUGUGAAAAAAGGUGAUCGCGUCUUCCCUUUUCAAUUUCCAGGCAGAAGAUAUGGGACAAAUCGAAAAAGGCUUGAACUACUUAAAAUCUAUUCCAUUUAUUCUGAAAAUAAUUGAAUUCAUUGUGCUACUGAUUGCAUUUGCCCUGGCUGGACAUUUUAUGAACGAGGCUGUGACUAAUUUCUUCGCUACCUUCGGUAAAAAAGGGAAUAUCGAAUUCUUCUUAUUCGCGACGAUUGUUGGAUGGCUCAUUGCAAUAGUUCUACCAAUCCUGUUCUUCAUCGGCAUCCAGGAGAAAGUCUCAGCAAUACCAUGGACACUUGUCGUCGCCAUUCUUUCAGCGGUGUGGGCAGUGCUUUUAAUCAUCGCUUCUUCGUUAUUGGCUGCGGCAGCAAAACAUUAUGAGGACAAAGAGGGGAUUCGUGGAAAAUCUGUAUGCGAACUACUGGAUGAUGCCAAUGAGGAUUCACAAUGUGGACAACUUAUUGGAGGAACAAUACUGGGUUUCAUCGCCACAGUGCUGUACGCAGUUGAUACCAUCAUCCAUGCCCGCAUGUUCAUGACAGGGGCUUCCAGCCCGCAAGCAGGUGGCGCUGUUCCAGCGUAAUGAGUGAACAACAUAUCGGCUUCAAAGAGGAACAUCGUCAACACAGGCAGGGAAUAUUUGACGAAGAACUUGUAUAUAUCGUACUUUUGAACUUCUUUACGAAUAUCUGUUUACUGACGUUAGUACGCAUGCUUCAUAAAAAGAGAACCGACCGCUGAGCUCUGAACGAGUGCAGCUAGAGAAAGCCGUUUUUGUUUACAAUAUAUUUUCGCAAAACUGUAAUCUUGGUUAGAAUGAAAAUUUAGGUAUUUAGAUUAAAUGGAAUAAAAUUGAUCGAAAAAACCAUGCUGUCCGUUUUUAACCACCCACAAAACGCU
This is a messenger RNA of Dendronephthya gigantea, 1179 nucleotides long. RefSeq lists its product as uncharacterized. Gene Ontology annotation, cellular component: membrane. The record is from RefSeq and is a predicted model, not a curated record. Lineage: Eukaryota; Metazoa; Cnidaria; Anthozoa; Malacalcyonacea; Nephtheidae. The coding region runs from base 308 to 862 and encodes 184 amino acids. The transcript has 4 exons.